CCAAGAUAAGUCAAUCAUCAAACCAUGAUGAAGAAGAAGAAACAGAGCAGAUCCCAAUCUUCUACCAAGAAAACUCUUGAACCAUCCCCAGUUUCUUCACCUUUACCUUCACCUAGGCUCCUCUCCAUUUUCCGUUCUAAGUUGGUAAGUGGUAAAGACUUGAAGCAUAUGUUCAGAGGCAUGAAGACCAAAACCACACCCGGACUGUCUUCACAGUCUAGGAUCGUGAGAUGUCCCAAGUGCCACAAGCUUCUCCAAGAACCUAUAGAUGCGACUAUUUACAAAUGCAGUGGAUGCAACUCCAUUCUCCAAGCAAAACGUUGGGACCUGGAAAGUAAUGGUGACUCUAUUCCAGAAGCUCUCCUUUAUUCUCAAAACCGUAGUUUAAGUACCCAGUUAGAAUCUGAAGAAGCUGGUAGUAAAACUCCAAUGAGGAGCACUCACCGGGAGUACAACUGGAGGGCAUCCCAUUCAGAAACUGUUUACAAGCAUGAGACAUCUGAUGUCCACAGAGAAUGGAUGAGAAGGGCUGAUGAGUUCAGUGUGACCGGUGAUUCUGAUGCUUUUGCUUCAGCUAGAAGCUCUCCAGCUUAUAACUCACGCAGCAAUGCCUCUGAGUGGACACAACAUGAGAGGAGAUAUCAGGUUCCUUUCUAUCCAGCUAGUCCUUCCCCUUCUUCUGCGUAUGAGUAUGGCUAUAAUAGUCCCUUUCACGGGUCUCAAGCUUCUGCAUCCGAUAAGUCUUAUUAUCAUCAUCAUCAUCAACCAAACCAAUUCAGGCAAAAUGACAGAGAAGGUUGGUUUCAAGAACCGUCUGCUUCUCGUUUCCCGGGUGAGACAUCUGAUCAGAAGUACUAUCCCUCGUCUUCUCAGUCUCAGCUUCAUGAUCCUCGGUAUCAUAAUCUCUAUGAACCCAGUAGCUCUGUGUACUCUGAGCGUAGUUAUCCAGAAGCUACAGUGCAGCAUCGUUCCCAAUACUCUGAUCAUUCCAAGAGUGGGACAAGUAGAGAGAAGAGCUCUCGGAGGGACAAAAAGAAGGAUGACAAAAAGAGGAAUCAUGUGGUGAAACGCUAUGUACUUCCUUCAGAGGGUGGAGCGCCUUUUGCAACUUGUUCCUACUGCUUAGAACUCCUACAGCUUCCUCAGAUGUCUCUCCAUGGAAAACAUAAGGGAUAUCAAGUGAGAUGUGGCAGUUGUUCCGGUGUACUUAAGUUCUCUGUUCGAGAGAAAGAAGAUACUGUCCUCGAUUCACCUAGUUUUGCUGAGGAGACUGUUAGUAACCAUCAGGAUUCAGCUUCAGAAGGUCAUGAAGAGAUCUAUCCGGAUGAAAGUCAUUUUUCCUGUUCAGACAACGGCUCUGGAGAUAGACUCUGCAAAAGCAACGACGAUGUUAUCUUGAGACGGAAUGUGGAAACGUUUGAAGAUAAUUUGAGUAAAGAAGACACAAGGAGCAUAUCAAGAAAAUUAUCAAAUUCGAAACUGGAGGCGUUGCAGCCUUCUAUGAACCACAACUUAAGGGAACAACUAGUUGAGAGUAUCGGAGACACUUCAAGAAACCAUCUAGAGCAAUCUGAGGAAGCUUGUACAGAGAAGUCGACCAAGAUGGAUAAUAACAUUUCUGAGAGAGUCAGCUGCGAUCUAGAGGAGACUGGAUAUGAGAAGAAUGAAAUUCUUAAUCCAGAAGGUAUGUUUGGAGAUGGAUCAGGUGAGUCCUUAGAAGUUCCAGUAUACAAGAACGAAAGAAUGAGAGAUUCAAGUAUAGAAGCUGAGACAGUUGCAGAUAGACCGGUAUCUCAUAGUGGUGAACCGAACGAACACGUUAGUGAAACACGUGUACUGUCUGAGAAUACUGGAGACGCUCAAGAGUUUGAUUGGGAGGAGACUCAAGAGAACAAAGAAUAUAAAGGUGAAUGUAAAUGGGAGGAUAGCAUGGAAGACAAACUGGGGUUGAUUUUGGAGAAAUCUCGGUAUACUGGUGAUUCAAUCUGUGACAGCAGCUCAAGAAAUGGUGAAGCAUAUGAAGAUACAGCAGUCAAACACAUAUCAGCUGCAACACAGAACGAGAACCAGAGUUUUAUAGGACAUGCUGACCAAUCAGGUGAGGAGGCUACAGUAACAACAUCCAGGAGUCAUGAGGAGAAGUCCAAGUAUGAGUAUGAGAACUUAAGCUUGGAUAAGACCAUUAGUGAGUUAGAGGAAUCAAGAUACGAGACAAAUGAAGCUCUUGAUACUGGCAAGGUGAGCGAAGAUGGAUCUGUUGUUUCUCUCACGAAGGCGAGUGAAACAUUCAAAAGAAGUAUUGAAGCCGAGAAUGUAGAAGAUUCCUACGAAAGACUCGAGUAUGCAGGUGAAAGAACAUGGGCAGAGACUCUGGAAGAUAGAGCGGGGUUACAUUUGGAGGAAUAUGAAAGCAACUACAGCAAACCAUUUAAAUGGACUUCAGAAGAAGCGAUAAAUAAACCAGAAGUGGAUGAUGAUGGAAGAUUGGAAUCGAGUUCAAGGGGUUCCUUAAGUGACCAUGAAAGUUCAGAAGAGAGUAGUGCUGUAUUUCAGGACUCUCAAGAUGCUAAAUCAGAUCAGUCCCAGUCUGAGUAUGAGAUGCCAAGGGAAAGACAAGAGUUGAGUAACACAGUUUUUGACACAGUAAGGUAUGAGAUACAGGAGGAGGAUAGAUACGAGACAAAUGAAACGUUUGAGCCAACCACGAUGGUCGAAGAUGGAUCUGUUGUUUCUCUUGAGAAGACGAGUGAAAUGAGGUCGGUAUCUCAUCACAUGGCUAGUGAAAAGGAGAAUGAGGAGAUCUCUUACGGAACAGUAGAACAAGUUCAUCUGGAAGGAGGCGGGUUGCAGUUGGAGGAAUCUCAUAACAAUCCACAUGAAUGGACUUCAGAAAGAGCUCGUGUGCAUGAGUAUGAGCUAGGGACAUUGUCUGCAUCGGAAGAGGAUGCGAAUGGAAGAUCAUCCAGUUCAACAGAUUCCACCAAUGACCAUGAAAGUUCAGAAGAGAAAGAUGUGGCUCAUGAGGAGCAUUCGCUGAUGGAUGAAAACAAAUUCGAAGAGCUAAUGGUGAAAGAUGGGCCAUCAUUGCACUUGGAGAAGUGUGGAAAUGAUUCAAUGAUAUUAGAAUGGACAGAAAGAGCUCCCACAUUUCCUCUGCAUGAGUCUGAGUCAGGGACAAUGCUUGAACCAGAAGAGCAUGCUGAUGGAAGAUCGGAAUCCAGUUCAACUGGUUCAAAGUUGAGAACUGCCUUCCACGAGGAGGAGGAGGAGGAGGAGGAGAUACCACUACACGAAAUGACAGAAGAUAGGGCAGCAUCGGACUUGAAGAAGGGUGAAAACGGAUCAAUAAACUCGGAAGAGACGUUUGGAUGGACUUCAGAAAGAGCUCCAACGUUUCGUCUGCAUGAGUCUGAGCUAGGGACAAGGCUUGAACCAAACGAGGAUGGUGAGGGACGAUCAGAAUCUAGUUCAAGAGGUUCCUUCAGUGACCAUGAAAGUUCAAAAGAAAGAGAGAUGGACCAUGACGAGGAGCCCAGGCAGGUGACUGACAGCAGAACCAAGGCGCCACAAGAUAAAAUAUCGCUGCACUUGGAGUGUGAAAAUGAAUCAAUGAAACUGGAUGAGACAUUUAAGUGGACUUCAGAGAGAGUUUUAACGUUUCGUCGCCGUGAAUAUGAACUAGGGACAAUGCUUGAACCGGACGAAGAUGCAUCAGAAUGUAGCUUAAGGGGUUCCUUUAAUGACCAUGGAGUUUCGAAGUCUUGGCUGGUGGAUGAUUAUGAAACCAAAGCGAUUAAAGCAGGCCUAAUGGCAGAUAACGAACCAUCUCUACACUUGGAGAAGUGUGAAAAUGAAAAAGUGGUAUUGGACCAGACACUUGAACCAAGGGAUGAUUUAUUCAGGCUGAGUCUUGAUGACACACUUGAGCAAGAGAGGAUAACGUUUCAUUUGGAGAAGUCUCAGGAUAAACAAGUGAAUCUAAGGCAGAGCUUUAAACAACAAGGUGACACUGAAGAGAACAUACCAUCAUCUGAAGGCCAUGAGUCCCCAAGUAAAAUGGCCGAAGAAGAAAGUGAAGCUGAAGAGGAUAUGUUGGGAGUCCAAUUAGAGCAUUUGAAGAUAGAGAAUGAGAAGGCAGGAGUAACAUUGGAACCGUAUCCUCAUUUCUAUAACACAACGGACCCCUCUGAGAUUGUGGGUCUGCGUCUUGCGUUAUAUCAAACCCAAACUUCACCUCUAAGUUCACCAAUGCAUACACCCACUGGUUCACCACUGCAUAUCCUGAUGCGUUCUCCAAUGCAAGCCCACAUAGUCUCCCCAAUGCGUUCUCCCAUCAACUCAUCAGGAUCACUCUCUGAUGUAUUGUUCUUCGGCAAGAAAGCUUGAGGACAGUAAAACAGAGAAUCAUUCCACCACAUACUUCCAAGGCUUUACCUGCGAUGCAAAACAGUGUGUACAUUGAUUCAUUUUUGUUUCCAUGUGACUAGAUUACAUGUAAGAGUUUUCUGAGGGUGUUUUCUAGAAAGCUUUGCUCUUCAUUUGAUACAGGAUUACAAGUUUCAUA
Molecule: messenger RNA, 4564 nt
Organism: Raphanus sativus (radish)
Lineage: Eukaryota; Viridiplantae; Streptophyta; Magnoliopsida; Brassicales; Brassicaceae
Exons: 3
Coding region: 25-4386 (1453 amino acids)
Biological process (GO): regulation of defense response to fungus
Source: RefSeq, a predicted model, not a curated record